Molecule: messenger RNA, 1824 nt
Organism: Psylliodes chrysocephalus
Lineage: Eukaryota; Metazoa; Arthropoda; Insecta; Coleoptera; Chrysomelidae
Source: the annotation of a GenBank genome assembly
AUGAACGUCUACGAACACAUUGUCAUCAACUCCAGCAUCAAAAGUAAGGAACGUGUGUCAUCAGUGUCAUCAGUAUCAUCAGUAUCAUCAGUAUCAUCAGUAUCAUCAGUAUCAUCAGUAUCAUCAGUAUCAUCAGUAUCAUCAGUAUCAUCAGUAUCAUCAGUAUCAUCAGUAUCAUCAGUAUCAUCAGUAUCAUCAGUAUCAUCAGUAUCAUCAGUAUCAUCAGUAUCAUCAGUAUCAUCAGUAUCAUCAGUAUCAUCAGUAUCAUCAGUAUCAUCAGUAUCAUCAGUAUCAUCAGUAUCAUCAGUAUCAUCAGUAUCAUCAGUAUCAUCAGUAUCAUCAGUAUCAUCAGUAUCAUCACUAUCAUCAGUAUCAUCAGUAUCAUCAGUAUCAUCAGUAUCAUCAGUAUCAUCAGUAUCAUCAGUAUCAUCAGUAUCAUCAGUAUCAUCAGUAUCAUCAGUAUCAUCAGUAUCAUCAGUAUCAUCAGUAUCAUCAGUAUCAUCAGUAUCAUCAGUAUCAUCAGUAUCAUCAGUAUCAUCAGUAUCAUCAGUAUCAUCAGUAUCAUCAGUAUCAUCAGUAUCAUCAGUAUCAUCAGUAUCAUCAGUAUCAUCAGUAUCAUCAGUAUCAUCAGUAUCAUCAGUAUCAUCAGUAUCAUCAGUAUCAUCAGUAUCAUCAGUAUCAUCAGUAUCAUCAGUAUCAUCAGUAUCAUCAGUAUCAUCAGUAUCAUCAGUAUCAUCAGUAUCAUCAGUAUCAUCAGUAUCAUCAGUAUCAUCAGUAUCAUCAGUAUCAUCAGUAUCAUCAGUAUCAUCAGUAUCAUCAGUAUCAUCAGUAUCAUCAGUAUCAUCAGUAUCAUCAGUAUCAUCAGUAUCAUCAGUAUCAUCAGUAUCAUCAGUAUCAUCAGUAUCAUCAGUAUCAUCAGUAUCAUCAGUAUCAUCAGUAUCAUCAGUAUCAUCAGUAUCAUCAGUAUCAUCAGUAUCAUCAGUAUCAUCAGUAUCAUCAGUAUCAUCAGUAUCAUCAGUAUCAUCAGUAUCAUCAGUAUCAUCAGUAUCAUCAGUAUCAUCAGUAUCAUCAGUAUCAUCAGUAUCAUCAGUAUCAUCAGUAUCAUCAGUAUCAUCAGUAUCAUCAGUAUCAUCAGUAUCAUCAGUAUCAUCAGUAUCAUCAGUAUCAUCAGUAUCAUCAGUAUCAUCAGUAUCAUCAGUAUCAUCAGUAUCAUCAGUAUCAUCAGUAUCAUCAGUAUCAUCAGUAUCAUCAGUAUCAUCAGUAUCAUCAGUAUCAUCAGUAUCAUCAGUAUCAUCAGUAUCAUCAGUAUCAUCAGUAUCAUCAGUAUCAUCAGUAUCAUCAGUAUCAUCAGUAUCAUCAGUAUCAUCAGUAUCAUCAGUAUCAUCAGUAUCAUCAGUAUCAUCAGUAUCAUCAGUAUCAUCAGUAUCAUCAGUAUCAUCAGUAUCAUCAGUAUCAUCAGUAUCAUCAGUAUCAUCAGUAUCAUCAGUGUCAUCAGUAUCAUCAGUAUCAUCAGUAUCAUCAGUAUCAUCAGUAUCAUCAGUAUCAUCAGUAUCAUCAGUAUCAUCAGUAUCAUCAGUAUCAUCAGUUUCAUCAGUAUCAUCAGUAUCAUCAGUAUCAUCAGUAUCAUCAGUAUCAUCAGUAUCAUCAGUAUCAUCAGUAUCAUCAGUAUCAUCAGUAUCAUCAGUAUCAUCAGUAUCAUCAGUAUCAUCAGUAUCAUCAGUAUCAUCAGUAUCAUCAGUAUCAUCAGUAUCAUCAGUAUCAUCAGUAUCAUCAGUAUCAUCAGUAUCAUCAGUAUUAUCAGUAUCAUCAGUAAUAGGUGAUUAG